Molecule: messenger RNA, 1073 nt
Organism: Raphanus sativus (radish)
Lineage: Eukaryota; Viridiplantae; Streptophyta; Magnoliopsida; Brassicales; Brassicaceae
Product: protein STRICTOSIDINE SYNTHASE-LIKE 11-like
Exons: 3
Coding region: 39-1016 (325 amino acids)
Biological process (GO): biosynthetic process
Molecular function (GO): strictosidine synthase activity
Source: RefSeq, a predicted model, not a curated record
AGCCUCAUCUGCUAAACGAAAACACACAAACAAAAGUUAUGACGUCGCUUGCCUCCGUGAUUUCCCUUCUUCUCUCAUUUUCUUUGGCCAUUUUCUCCAAUGCUGCGUCGUUCAAAAAACUUCCGCUGCCGGGAAAAAGGUCAGGCCCUGAAGCUUUCGCCUUUGAUUCCACCGGAAAAGGUUUCUACACCGGAGUUUCCGGCGGUAAAAUCUUAAGAUAUCUACCGGGGAAGGGUUUCGUCGAUUUUGGCUAUAUCACAGUAUCCUCAAAGUCGCAAUGGUGCGAUGGAGCACUUGGAAUAACUUAUAUGAGUAAAUGCGGCCGGCCGGCCGGAAUAGCAUUCAAUAACAAAACAGGAGAGCUCUACGUAGCUGAUGCUCCGUUGGGUCUCCACGUCAUACCUCGUGGUGGUGGCUACGCCAAGAAGAUAGCCGACAGUGUUGACGGCAAGCCCUUCUUGUUUCUCGAUGGUCUCGACGUUGAUCCCACUACCGGGGUCGUCUACUUCACUUUCUUCAGCUCAAAAUUUCGCCCUGGCGACGUGUUGAAAGCAGUGGCAUCAAAAGAUGCUACUGGAAAACUCUUCAAGUACGAUCCAUCAAAAAAGGUUGUGACUGUAUUGCUCGAAGGUCUAAGUGGCUCUGCCGGUUGUGCCGUUAGUUCAGACGGUUCGUUUGUGCUAGUUAGUCAGUUCACCAAGAGUAACAUCAAGAGGUAUUGGAUCAAAGGACCUAAAGCUGGUUCUUCUGAUGACUUCACUAAUGCGGUUUCAAACCCUGACAAUAUCAAGAGGAUCGGUUCUUCCGGAAACUUUUGGGUAGCUUCGGUAGUGAACACAGCCACUGGACCAACAAAUCCGUCGGCUGUUAAAGUUAAUUCUGAUGGUAAAGUGCUUCAGACAGUUUCGGUGAAGGAUAAAUUUGGGGAUACAUUGGUCAGCGAGGUCAACGAAUUCAAAGGAAAGCUUUAUGUCGGAACCCUGUUUAGUCCUUAUGCCGGAAUUAUUGACAUUUAAACUAAUUUAUGUAAGAUUAGUUUGAUCAGAUGGUAAUAAAAAAUAUGAAGUUUUUGA